CAGCGAGAGUUCCUGCUGUUGGUGCGGCAGCGCCGGUCAUCCGUGCGGUUGGGGGAAGGCCGGGCGGCGGUGAAUUCUGGCACCCCGCUGUUUUCUUCUUGUGGGAAUGUCAUGGCACAAAUUGCGAAACAGGGCGUGAUUCCCGUUGCGUGUGACGUGGAGAUCUCACCCCAUGACGAUAUUGGCGGAUUGUUGGUGGAGAAAAAGGGAAAAAACUCACGUGGGAUGGGACGGUGUGAUUACGAGCAGCUCCUGAAACAACAACGAUACGAACAACAGCGGAAGCCGUCAGUUUCAUUAGAUAUUCUUUUCACCAUUCUCACCGACCUUUCGCGUGGACCACGUGGUGAGGCGGGGUUGGAAGACUUUGCCAGGGUGUUCACGACGUAUAUUGCGAGAGAGUACUUUCUCCUGCGUCAAAGAAUGGAUGGGAAUGCGAUGAAUGUCAUGCGAUUUAUGCAGAAUCCCCAUCAACUGGGCCCACGUAUUUAUCAGCGACGGCGUCUCCCGGUAAGCUGUGCAUAUGCGACUGACGUAGCGGGGUGGUUUCUCACGCCUGCGGAUCGUCAGUCCGUCAUGACGUCCUUGUCCCAUAUAAAUGAGGGCGUGGAGAUGGAGGCAUUCAACUCGGCGGAGCACGGCGUCUUUGAAUACAUGCGCUCAUUGUGUCUGUAUCUGCAUCUCCUUGCCCUUACUGUGCAUGUCUUUCAUCGAUUUCGCAUGCACGGGGACAGCGAGAUGCGUGACGGUGUGCGGCAGCGGCGGCAGCAACAACAACAACAACAUGGUCGUUGUGGAUGUGAGGAAGAUGUGGAGGAGGAAGGAGGAGAUGCAGCGCAAUGGAGUGAGCACCGUAGCCAGGAUGCAGAAGCGCGCCUGGCAGAACGUCAACUACAUGCGGAUACGCGGCAAACAGAUCCGGAUAGCGUCAACAUGAACCUCCUGGAGAGUUCGCUUCUUCAUUUCCUGAAUGUCAGUCUGGUGCUUGUGGACCACACCGACUUGAUGAUACACCGUGCGACAAGUAUUGCCACUGCACCAGACAGCGAUCACGAGCACGCGCGUAAGGCACUUCUUUACGCAGAUGAACUGCGUCUGAUGGUUGCUGUGGCUCUGCAGGACACCAUUCGUGUGCUUCUCCGGGAUGCUCCGCUGCGGGCUUCGUUUGCCCGCCGCGUCGUUCAUCGUAUUAUUUGCAGUUUUUCGUGCGAAAUUCCCCCGGAGGCGUCAUGGAAUGGAGCCGCGGCGGGCAAACAGAAGGAACAUUCUUCUCAGGAGCCUUCUGUGAACAUGAUGGCGCUGGAUGCGUGGCGCUCCAAGCGGCCAGAGCUCUUUGUGCGAUCCCCCACGCUGUUGUGUCUUCUGUCGCCAUCGUUCUUUAACGAGGUGCUCUCGCAGAACAUCCGCAACGCUCUGAGCCUCACACUGACACAAGUUGUUGCCUCCCUUCACUUUUACCUUCGUCGUACGGAUGCCCAUUUGUCACCAUUGAU
Trypanosoma cruzi is the source of this 1493-nucleotide messenger RNA. RefSeq lists its product as uncharacterized. Lineage: Eukaryota; Euglenozoa; Kinetoplastea; Trypanosomatida; Trypanosomatidae. The annotation marks the transcript as partial. The transcript has a single exon. The record is from RefSeq and is a predicted model, not a curated record.